Molecule: messenger RNA, 2353 nt
Organism: Gasterosteus aculeatus aculeatus (three-spined stickleback)
Lineage: Eukaryota; Metazoa; Chordata; Actinopteri; Perciformes; Gasterosteidae
Gene: tmem51b
Product: transmembrane protein 51b
Source: RefSeq, a predicted model, not a curated record
GUUGUAUUACAUCCCAGCGGAAGGCCCGCGGGCGGCGCUAGGACCCCGCGGAUACCGAGCCGGGGAGGCGCCUUGGAUCGGGCACAGCGGCGCUUUCACACCGGCUGCAAUUUCAACUUUGAAGUUCCACCUAAAACUUUUGCUGCGGUUGUAAACGCUGAAUACAGGUACAUGUAAAACACGCUGUGUGAUUUUAACACGCGAAUCUCCGGCCGGUCGGUGCGUGUAUGUCUUCUUCCCUUUAUGUGCGCUGUGAUCUUCCUGGAAACACACCUGCGUGAUUCAGGUGAAGAGGGAAGUCCGUGUCAUUGAGCGGCGAAAGUGACUGAUCCACUGCGGUUUGGGUUACCUGUGCGUGUCCGAGGUGUUCAGUGUUUGUCCUGCAGGGAUGUGUUCCAGCCGGAGUUUGUGCGGCAACACCAGCCGAUCCUCCGGCUCCGAGGGCACCGGUUCGGGCGCUCACUAUGCCCUUUGCGCCCUCGGAGUGGGACUCAUAGCGCUGGGUAUCGUCAUGAUCGUGUGGACCGUUGUACCGAUGGACGGUGAGGACUCGGGCGCCACCCCCACGCCGCCUAGCAACUCCACUGCAGGGCCCGACGCCAAAGACAGCUCGCAGCCGUCCACCGUGGCCAUGGUGCUGGUGGGAGUCGGGGUGGCCGUAUUGCUGUUAUCCAUACUCCUCUGUGUGAGAAGCAGGAAGAAACGAGGCAAUGCGACUAGCCAGCCAGCGGCGACCGCAGACGCCCUCCUGAACCAUGUGGCAAGGGAGCCGGAGGAAGCAGCGGCUGACCGAGCCUCGUACACCGUGCCGAGUUACGAGGAGGUCGUCACCAGUGGCGCCUACCCCGUCCGCCAGAGCAACCUCCGCAACAGCACGUCCCAGCUGCCGUCCUACGAGGACAUCAUAGCUGCCGUGGAGAACGAGGGGACGGGGCCCGCCGACGGCGCCUCCGAGGUCACGCCGCUCGGUGAGGCCGCCCCGGGGCCCGCCGUCCCGGGGCCCGCUGCCGAGCCCCGGAAUGCCCGGCCCGGCCUUUCGUCCAACCACAGCCUGCUCACUCGCAGCGCUAGCCGGGCGAGCCGUUUGCUGCGGCCCCUGCGGGUGAGGAGGAUCAAGUCGGACAAACUUCACCUGAAGGACUUCCGCCUCCAGAUCCGCAGCCCCACGCAGAACCCGGUGACCAUCGAGCCCAUCACUCCGCCGCCGCUGUAUGACAAUAAGAUGCCGGAGUUAGAGUAGCGUGUCUCUCUCUCUUACUGCCUGCUCCCCACUGAGGAGGUUAAAUGUAGCUGAGAGCAAUGUGACGGAGGCUCUGCAGACACACGCCUGGAAUGAGAACAUUGAGUCCUCACUGAAGCUUGCGAUUUGCUGUGGUUAUUAUUAUUUCUUUUGUAAAGCAUCUUUAAUUCUGCAUGAAAGGAUAAGCUGUCAAUGGUGAGAUUUUGUUUGACGUCAAGCCAGAACUGUCAAACACGGGGCAGCCUUUGAGUUUUAUUUAAUAGACGAUUUUGUGUUGCAAUGAAAAGCAUCCUGAACUUUUGUCUGUGUUAGUCACAUUACUGGGAAUUCUUGUUGUUUCUGAUGCUGGUUAAUUGUGGGACUGUGUGAACUGUAUUGUUUUAAUUAAAAAGGGGGAAAGGGGAAGUAAUUACUUGGAACAUUUUUAAUUUGUGUUAAGUAUCGCAAGCAUUAGAUGUGCAACAUUUUUGUUGAAAUGUAACUGCAAAGAAUGUAAGAUUUUAAAAAAGCUGUUUGAGUGCUUUUUAUACUUUAAAAUCUAAUUGUUAUAAACAAAUUGUUGUUGAAAAUGCCGUAUAUAAAGUAGCAGUCAGACGUUUGGACAGACAUUCUCAUUGAAUAAGUACAUGUCCUACAGUACCAGUUAAAAGUGUGGACAAGUGUGAACUGUAAAAUAUUGGAAACUAAUUAUAAUCCACUGUAAGAGUAAAACAAAAGGAAAAAUGAUAUUCUGCUAUGGAAAGUAAGCUUAACUAAUGCAUUUUUGUAAGACUCGAUAUUUCUAUGUUUUAUACUGUGUUUUAUGAUAUUGAUAAAGUAAAGAAUAUGUUUUCUAUUUAAUUUAGCUCUUAGCAAGAUUCUAUCAUAUUUAUUCCUUUUGCAAAAUGUCUCCGGUGAAGCAGCAAUGCAGAACCAGAACUCUAUAUAAUUUAACUACUUUUGUAUUUUUUUUAAAGAAACGUAACGUGUGCUCAAAGGAAUAUGAUUGUGGCUUUGGCUCCUGAUUUUUAAGCCCCUUCCUCCUGUACAUCCCGGUAACGUUACAACGUUCCACCCAUUGACAUACAGUUUAAUGUAUGUUAUGUACUCUGCUUUAAAGGACUCUCCCUUUUC